Molecule: messenger RNA, 749 nt
Organism: Linderina pennispora
Lineage: Eukaryota; Fungi; Kickxellomycota; Kickxellomycetes; Kickxellales; Kickxellaceae
Exons: 1
Coding region: 93-620 (175 amino acids)
Source: RefSeq, a predicted model, not a curated record
AGGCUAGUUUGGAUUCUCCUGGCCUGGUCGGGCCAUGGUGUGCGCUAUUGCUCGUGCAAAGGAAUAGGCAGCAAGCUGAGUCUUUGACGCGAAUGCCUUUUGCGCAGGAGCCGCCUGCGAGUAAAGCUGGAUGCUGUCUGCGAGCAAGGCCAUGUGAGCGACAUUUCGUCAGAUGGCUCAUCUAUGGCCCUCUUUCUGCUGCCCGAGUCAUGCCCCACGAUCUACAGCCUGUUUGUCCCACUAAUAGCUGGGAGAUGGUGCUCUGCAUCAUAGUCGCCUAUAGCGCUGUUCCAUCUUCCACUGUGACUAGAGAAAAGGGAGCGAAUUCCGUAGUCUGUGCAUAUUCAUCGACAAUUUGCCUGUCCGUGCCGCUGCCUCUGUUGCCUGCAAUGGCACCCGCUGCUUGUCAGCCGAGAAGCAACAGACGCCGAACACCGACAUUUUGCUAUAGUACCAGUAGGAGGGAUUACCUACAAGUUCACAUGAGCUGUGCGCCUCUCGAUGAUCUCUUUUGGUGUCAGACACGCAGCCUGUGUCCGCUGCCUGCCUGGAUGCAGCAGGUCAGUGUACUGCUGCUUUUUGAACGAGUAUCAAGUGUGUCGGUAAGAAAGAUCGUAUAAAGGGUGCUGCUGCUGGAAUCCCUCUUUCGCUAGGGCUUCACUACCGCUAUUCCGUCUCCCCAGAUACCUCUACCUAAUAUUAUCCUCACAGUAUACCAGUCUGCUAUAGGCCACGAUAUAGUCAAUCUC